CAAUGAAUUCAUUUGCCCAUAUAAAUACUUCGAAGGAUAAGAUCAAUGUACAAUACACCAGAACUAAAUAAAUGCAAAAAGAAGGAAAAGAGAUCGGAACAAUAUCAAAAAUAACUUAAAAAAUACAGUUCAUGCCUGAAUAAUAACGAAAAGACAUCAGAUCUGAGUUUAUCUACGAGUGGGACGAAUUAUAAAAUAAAAAUAUCCUCUUUGCUGCCUCAGAUUACAGUUGAAG
Messenger RNA from Moneuplotes crassus, 235 nucleotides. Lineage: Eukaryota; Ciliophora; Spirotrichea; Euplotida; Euplotidae. The record is from the annotation of a GenBank genome assembly.